Molecule: messenger RNA, 1234 nt
Organism: Syngnathus acus (greater pipefish)
Lineage: Eukaryota; Metazoa; Chordata; Actinopteri; Syngnathiformes; Syngnathidae
Gene: glipr2l
Product: GLI pathogenesis-related 2, like
Exons: 5
Coding region: 319-846 (175 amino acids)
Cellular component (GO): extracellular region
Source: RefSeq, a predicted model, not a curated record
GGUGUGUUUUUCCAGGCCACGAAAGACACACUCAAGGCAGAUGUCUACAACUUGACAAACAGCCAUGUGAAGUUAUGCACAGUUUAGAGGAAGGUGUUUCAACCAGAUAAACAGCUCGAGGGCAAAUUUGCGUACCAGCAGAAUUUAAGGAGGACCGACAUUAGACUGAAAGCCUGGCUAGACUUGAAACUUGAGGCAGCUGCUUUUUGGAAUAUUUGCAUUAGAAACAGCUGCAUCGAGGCAGCAGCCCAAAAUAAUUCUUUUUCACCAGUAGGACGUCUGUUUGUGGACUAACUGAACAUUUCCUGUGUUGGCAAGAUGGGGAAGUCAGGGCUGAUGUCUGACAUUCCCUGCUGUCUCUCCUUGAUGUGUCUCUCAGCCUCAAAGCAAUUUGCAGAGGAGGUGCUGCAGUGCCAUAACGACUACAGGAAGAAGCACCAAGCUCCCGCACUCAAAUUGAGCAGCAAGCUGAGCAGAGAGGCUGCACGUUAUGCUGAGAGUUUGGCUAGCACACGCAUCCUAAAACACAGCGAGGAGUCAAGUAGGGGGAGCUGUGGCGAGAACUUGGCGUGGGCUUCCUAUGACCAAUCAGGAAAGGAUGUGGCCGACCGCUGGUACAAUGAAGUGAAACAGUACAACUUCAGUUCUCCUGGAUUCUCCUCCGGCACCGGCCAUUUCACUGCAAUGGUUUGGAAGAACAGCAAGACGCUGGGCGUGGGGAAGGCCGUUGCAUCAGAUGGUUCUUCCUUCGUGGUGGCCAGAUACUUUCCAGCUGGCAAUAUCACCAACCAAGGGCACUUUGACUGCAACGUCCUACCCGCUAAGGCUCCAGGCUCGCCCUCCUAAAGACACCAGGGACUCCACUUAAACCCAAAGUAUCAGUGAGUUCUCAGGGGAACACCACUUAUUGCCUUGUACUGCCAACCUGCGUUGGAAUUACUGGAAGGAACCACUUCCUCCUUGGAAAAGGAUUUAUAAAUGGUACAGUGAUGGAAGAGAUGCUACUGUUUGCUAACACACAGGCACCCCAUGUGCUCUGUAUUUGUAAACAAAAUAAUGGUCGGAAGGAAUCCGUGUUUAACUUCCAGCCACGAUUCAACCUGUUUUGUAUUUUUUACAUUUUUCCUCAUAUCGGCUGAGAAUCUUGUGUGUGUCUGUUUACUAGUAUUAUAUAAUUAAAGUGAAAAAUUGUCAGUUUGUUGUAAUUUGUCAAUUAAACUUAACCAGAAAACUA